AUGCACAGAAAUGGUCCUCAAAUUACUUAUCUUGCAUAUGCUGAUGACAUUGUCAUUUUCAGUAGUGGUAACUCUAGGUCCAUUAAGCUCAUCAUGGAACAAAUUAGGAAGUAUGAAAGGAUUUCUGGACAGAUGGUUAACAAAGACAAAAGUUGUUUUGUGACUCGUCCUAAAACUUGUGCAUAUAGAAUUAAUAGGCUGAGGGUAUGUACUGGUUUCUUGGACAAAAAAUUUCCUUUCACAUACCUUGGUUGUCCUAUUUACAUUGGUAAAAAGAGGAUCUCUUAUUUUGAUGGCAUGGUUUCCAAAAUCAUAAAAAGAUUAAAUGCUUGGCAAGGAAAUAUUUUGUCUUGUGGUGGCAGACAGGUUCUAAUCAAGAGUGUGAUUCAAUCUUUGCCUAUCUACAUCCCCUCUGCCAUAAAUCCUCCUAAAGGAACCCUGGAACUCAUGGAAAGACAUAUUGCUAAUUUUUUCUAA
Messenger RNA from Lycium barbarum (goji berry), 477 nucleotides. RefSeq lists its product as uncharacterized. Bases 1 to 477 code for a protein of 158 amino acids. NCBI's taxonomy places the organism in Eukaryota, Viridiplantae, Streptophyta, Magnoliopsida, Solanales, Solanaceae. The record is from RefSeq and is a predicted model, not a curated record. The transcript has a single exon.